AUGGGGUCCACCUCGACGUCUUCUCUUCCGUCUGACUUUCUCUGGGGAUUCGCAACGGCUAGUUACCAGAUUGAGGGCGCUGUGGAGGAGGAUGGACGUGGCCCAUCCAUUUGGGACACUUUCUGCAAGAUUCCUGGAAAGAUAGCCGGUGGUGUCAACGGAGAUGUAGCGUGUGACUCGUACCAUCGCACCCACGAGGACAUUGCCUUGCUAAAGGAAUGCGGUGCUCAGGCCUACCGCUUCUCCAUCUCCUGGUCUCGUAUUAUUCCCCUCGGAGGCCGUAAUGACCCUGUCAAUGAGAAAGGUAUUCAGCAUUAUGUCAAAUUCAUUGAUGACUUGCAUGCCGCAGGCAUUGUGCCUCUGGUGACCCUUUACCAUUGGGAUCUUCCCGAUGAGUUGGACAAACGCUACGGCGGUCUUCUCAACAAGGAGGAGUUUGUCGCCGACUUUGCGAACUAUGCUCGGGUGAUCUUCAAGGCAUUUGGAUCGAAGGUCAAGCACUGGAUUACCUUCAAUGAGCCGUGGUGCAGUAGCGUCCUUGGAUACAACGUAGGACAGUUCGCCCCCGGUAGGACUAGUGACAGGGCCAGGAACCCCGUGGGAGAUGGCUCAACAGAGCCCUGGAUCGUCGGACACAACCUUCUCGUGGCGCACGGAAAGGCAGUGCAGAUUUACAGGGACGAGUUCAAAGCUCAAGACGGGGGUGAGAUUGGUAUCACCCUGAAUGGUGACUGGGCCGAGCCCUGGGACCCCGAGAACCCGGCAGAUGUCGAAGCUUGUGACCGAAAGAUCGAAUUCGCCAUCUCAUGGUUCGCCGACCCGAUCUACCACGGUAAAUAUCCCGACAGCAUGGUCAAACAGUUGGGUGACCGACUGCCCAAGUGGACUCCCGAAGACAUUGCCCUUGUCCACGGCAGCAACGACUUCUACGGCAUGAAUCACUACUGCGCCAACUACAUCAAAGCGAAGACGGGCGAGCCCGACCCCAACGAUACCGCAGGCAAUCUGGAAAUCCUGCUCCAAAACAAGAAAGGAGAAUGGGUCGGCCCCGAGACUCAGUCUCCCUGGCUUCGACCCAGUGCUAUCGGAUUCCGUAAACUUCUCAAAUGGCUCAGUGACCGAUACAACCAACCUAAAAUCAUAGUCACCGAGAACGGAACAAGUCUGAAGGGCGAGAACGAUUUGCCUUUGGACCAGCUCCUCAAGGACGAGUUCCGGACCCAGUACUUCCGUGAUUACAUUGCGGCCAUGGCCGACUCGUACACUUUGGACGGCGUUAAUGUGAGAGGAUACAUGGCCUGGAGUUUGAUGGACAACUUCGAAUGGGCCGAAGGCUACGAGACCCGGUUCGGCGUGACCUUCGUCGACUACGAAAACAACCAGAAGCGAAUCCCCAAGGAAAGUGCAAAGGCGAUUGGUCCGAUCUUCGAGCAGUAUAUCCAGAAGGAAUAA
Aspergillus melleus is the source of this 1452-nucleotide messenger RNA. RefSeq names its product glycoside hydrolase family 1 protein. The record is from RefSeq and is a predicted model, not a curated record. The transcript has 5 exons. Gene Ontology annotation, biological process: carbohydrate metabolic process. Gene Ontology annotation, molecular function: beta-glucosidase activity. NCBI's taxonomy places the organism in Eukaryota, Fungi, Ascomycota, Eurotiomycetes, Eurotiales, Aspergillaceae. Bases 1 to 1452 code for a protein of 483 amino acids.